Molecule: messenger RNA, 675 nt
Organism: Botrytis deweyae
Lineage: Eukaryota; Fungi; Ascomycota; Leotiomycetes; Helotiales; Sclerotiniaceae
Exons: 3
Coding region: 1-675 (224 amino acids)
Source: RefSeq, a predicted model, not a curated record
AUGUUUCAAGACAUUUACAGCCAAGCACAACCUCAACACUCAUACGCACAUGCUUGUGCGCCGCUCCGUACCACGGAAGAUCUUGAGCCAUUGCAAGUUUUUUCAUCAACGGUUCCCCAAAACCGUCUUCCGAGCACUUCCAUCCUAUCUCCACAGCAUUCAACGAGCAGAUCACUAUCCCUGCUGCCUUUGAACAACACCGAUUCCACAAAUCAGACUUCCAAUCCCGAAUCAUCUUGGAAUGACGCCUCGUCACCAUCUAAACGGGCACGCCUAGACUUUUUGAUGGAUAUGAUGAUGCCAUUGGACCCAACAAUAGGUUCGCCUGAGCUGUUGUCGACGUAUCCAGACGGUAUUAAUGAUACCAUCUCGAUAUCUUUAAGCUCGUUACUACACAACAGGGGGAUCACGUCAACCUCUUCGACUCAAGAAACGUUAAGUGUUGAUUUGCCAGAUCAUGACGUUCCAAUUCCCAGUAUAGAAUCUUGCGAUGCAGAUCACCCAUCUGCUGAAGAGACACCAAUUGCUGAAGAGACAGCAAUUGUUGAAGAGACACCAAUUGUUGAAGAGACACCAAUUGCUGAAGAGACACCAAUUGCUGGGUAUGGAUUUGAUUGGAUGACGUGGGAGGAGUAUACCAGUUGCGAUUUUAAUACGCUAGAGAAGUGGUUAUGA